GUAUAAGAGAAUCUGAGCUGUUGAGUUUCCCAGGACUUUCCAAAACAUUCAUGUUGUGAUUGUAUGCAAAGACUGAAAAACAUGAAGAGUCUUGUGUUCUUCUUCACACUGUUUAUCAUCUCCAUGGCUGAGAGACAAGAUCUCACAGGUAAAAUGUUCACAUUUCCAGUGGAGUCCAAUACUGUUCAUGUGUCGCUAAAACCUGAACAAAACAAACCAUUCACCGCUGUGACUGCGUGUCUGCGAUUUUUCUCUGAUUUACAAAGACCUCAUAGUCUGUUCUCUCUGUCCAUCCCAUCCUCUGACAAUGCUUUUCUAAUUUUCAAAAGAAAGGAGGCAAACCAGUACGCUGUAUGGGCAAAUGGUGGGGAAACUGUGUUCAAGGGCUUAGAGUAUAAACUCAAUGCCUGGAACUCAGUCUGUGCCACAUGGGAUUCUCUCACAGGAAUCGCUCAGUUAUGGAUAAAUGGAAACCCAAGCUCAAGAAGAAAAGCUAAAGCCGGUGUUUCAAUAAAUGGAACUCCUAAAAUCAUUUUAGGUCAAGAGCAGGACAAGUAUGGAGGAGGAUUUGAUGCCUCGCAGUCUUUUGUUGGAAUGCUCACUGAUGUUCACAUGUGGGAUUCUGUACUCUCUCCCAAAGACAUCUGGUAUUACACAGAGGACUUUCAGGUUACACCGGGGAAUGUUCUCAAUUGGGGCUCUCUUGAGUUCAGCAAGCACCUGGAGGUAGUCAUUGAAAGCCUGGAAACCUCAAAAAAUGGUGCUUACUCAGUUCAAAGUUCAAAACUAGCUCAGUGAACAAACACUUCUUCCACAUUGAUGAUUUCUAAUAAACGGUAUGUCAUUUACAGCAGACAAAAUCA
This is a messenger RNA of Chanos chanos (milkfish), 863 nucleotides long. RefSeq names its product serum amyloid P-component. The coding region runs from base 64 to 798 and encodes 244 amino acids. Lineage: Eukaryota; Metazoa; Chordata; Actinopteri; Gonorynchiformes; Chanidae. The transcript has 2 exons. The record is from RefSeq and is a predicted model, not a curated record.